Odobenus rosmarus divergens (Pacific walrus) is the source of this 1323-nucleotide messenger RNA. RefSeq names its product RRS1 ribosome biogenesis regulator homolog (S. cerevisiae) (gene RRS1). Gene Ontology annotation, biological process: ribosome biogenesis; ribosomal large subunit export from nucleus; ribosomal large subunit biogenesis. Bases 66 to 1205 code for a protein of 379 amino acids. The transcript has a single exon. NCBI's taxonomy places the organism in Eukaryota, Metazoa, Chordata, Mammalia, Carnivora, Odobenidae. The record is from RefSeq and is a predicted model, not a curated record. Gene Ontology annotation, molecular function: protein binding. Gene Ontology annotation, cellular component: nucleus; nucleolus; preribosome, large subunit precursor.
CGAGCUUCUCGGCGACCGCGCGUGGUUGCGUUGCCCGGGCUUGAGCCGGCGUUGGCAAAGAAGUAAUGUCAACUGUCUACCCGGAGCGAAUGAGCCCAGGGGGAGCCAUGGAGGGCCAGAGCGUGGAGGAAUUGCUGGCAAAGGCGGAGCGGGACGAGGCAGAGAAGCUGCAGCGCAUCACGGUGCACAAGGAGCUGGAGCUGGAGUUCGACUUGGGUAACCUGCUGGCCUCAGACCGGAACCCCCCGACGGGCCUGCGGCGCGCGGGACCCACGCCGGAGGUUGAGCUGAAGGCCCUGGCGCGGGACAACACGCAGCUGCUCAUCAACCAGCUGUGGCAGCUGCCCACGGAGCGCGUGGAGGAGGCACUGGUGGCGCGGCUGCCGGAGCCCACCACUCGCCUGCCGCGCGAGAAGCCGGUGCCCCGGCCGCGGCCGCUUACUCGCUGGCAGCAGUUCGCGCGCCUCAAGGGCAUCCGUCCCAAGAAGAAGACCAAUCUGGUGUGGGACGAGGUGAGUGGCCAGUGGCGACGCCGCUGGGGCUACCAGCGCGCCCGCGACGACACCAAGGAAUGGUUGAUCGAGGUGCCCGGCGGUGCCGACCCCUUAGAGGACCAGUUCGCCAAGCGGAUCCAGGCUAAGAAGGAACGGGUGGCCAAGAAUGAGUUGAACCGACUGCGUAACCUGGCUCGCGCGCACAAGAUGCAGCUGCCCAGCGCGGCUGGCAUGCAUCCUACGGGACACCAGAGUAAGGAGGAAUUGGGCCGCGCCAUGCAGGUGGCCAAGGUCUCCACCGCCUCAGUGGGGCGUUUCCAGGAGCGCUUGCCCAAGGAGAAGGCCCCCCGGGGCUCCGGCAAGAAGAGGAAGUUUCAACCCCUUUUCGGGGACUUUGCAGCGGAGAAAAAGAGCCAGUUGGAGCUGCUGCGGGUGAUGAAGAGCAAAAAGCCUCAGCUGGACGUGACAAGGGCCACCAAUAAACAGAUGAGGGAGGAGGACCAGGAGGAGGCUGCCAAGAGGAGGAAAAUGAGCCAGAAGGGCAAGAGAAAGGGGGGCCGGCAGGGUCCUGGGGGCAAAAGGAAAGGUGUCCCGCCCAGCCAGGGAGGGAAAAGGAAAGCGGGCUUGGGAGGCAAGAUGAAUUCUGGGCCGCUUCCCUUCGGCGGCAAGAGGAAAGGAGGGCAACACCAAGGAGGAAAGAGAAGGAAAUAAUUUUCACCCUCGGACCCGUCUGUAAACCAAGAACUAUAUACUAAAUGUUAAAUUCUAGUUACGGAGGGGGCGGGGGGUUGUGGAAGAAGGGGACCGCUGCCUUCACUGAGCUUGAGGU